Messenger RNA from Chenopodium quinoa (quinoa), 1098 nucleotides. Its product is annotated as nuclear transcription factor Y subunit alpha-like. Lineage: Eukaryota; Viridiplantae; Streptophyta; Magnoliopsida; Caryophyllales; Amaranthaceae. Bases 387 to 992 code for a protein of 201 amino acids. The record is from RefSeq and is a predicted model, not a curated record. The transcript has a single exon.
UUUUUUAAUUUUAUGUUACAAAACUUGUUCCACCUUAUGUAUAGGUCUUAUUUUUCUACUUAAUAAAUAUUGAUCAAAUAAAUACAACUAAACAUCAACCAACAACUGAUUGUCGAAUAAAUAAAUCCAUUGAGUCGAACUACUCCCCGAGAACCCAACUCAGCUAGAGCAUCUAGUCAACUAUGAACAUGAGAAUCCCUUGCACCAUACACGAAAAUAAACACGUCGUACGUAAUAUAUAUAAUUGGUCCUAUUCUUCCAUAUGAUUUAACCGCAUAUUGUGGUGCCCUAUUGCUUAAUUAACACCCUCGCUCUUCCUUUCUCUCCCUCAUUGUUUCCUACCCAACUUAUUUUCUCCUCAAUUUUUCUCUCUUUUUCUCUCAAAAAUGGAGCAAAAACCUCAAACUCAAACCAAAACCAAUUCACAAAAGUCACAAAAAAAUGAUCAACAAAUAUUACCAAACCUUCAAAAAACUAACAGCAACAAUAACACCAAUAAGAAACCAAUAUGGGAUUGUGGUAGCACCCUCUACGACUCAUUCGAGCUCACCUCGUUCCAAAGACAACUCGAUUCCGCCAUUAUCAACUCAUCUAGAACCUACUCCAUGCCUCGUCUUCCCUCCGACCACCGCCGUGCACCACCACCACCACCACCGUCGAAGAAGUCGAUAACCUCGAAGGUUUCCAGAUCUUUCCAGAAGCUUCUACGGUCUGUUUUUAGGGCUUCUAAGCCCAAUAAUAACAAUAAUUCGAAGCCCAAUUAUGAUAGUAGUAGUAGCAGCCCUGAUCCAUGGUUUUUGGAUCCUGAGGUCAAAGAAAAAGAAAAGGUGGUUGAUGGUGGUAGGUAUUUUCUUGUCUAUGAAAAGCCCAAUGGGCUUUCGAGUAUUCCUGAAGUUCCGGAAGUUUGCUUUUCGCCUGAGAUUAGUUCGUUGGUUAGGAAAACGAUGUCGGAUCGUUUCACGGCUGCUUCUACUGGUAUUUACUGUAUUUAAUAUAGAAUAAUUUAUUAAGGUAUGUAAAGAUAUAAAAUCGAGUAUAUUAACUUUUUAAGAGCUUGUAUUAUUGAUUUUCCUUGUUAAUUAUAUGGAAAGUUGCUAA